Loxodonta africana (African savanna elephant) is the source of this 456-nucleotide messenger RNA. It is a transcript of the gene NGB, whose product is annotated as neuroglobin. The record is from RefSeq and is a predicted model, not a curated record. Gene Ontology annotation, biological process: oxygen transport; response to hypoxia. Lineage: Eukaryota; Metazoa; Chordata; Mammalia; Proboscidea; Elephantidae. The transcript has 4 exons. Bases 1 to 456 code for a protein of 151 amino acids. Gene Ontology annotation, molecular function: heme binding; oxygen binding; oxygen carrier activity.
AUGCAGCGCCCCGAGCACGAGCUGAUCCGGCAGAGCUGGCGCGUGGUGAGCCGCAGCCCGCUGGAGCACGGUACCGUCCUGUUCGCCAGGCUGUUUGACCUGGAGCCAGACCUGCUGCCCCUCUUCCAAUACAACUGCCGCCAGUUCUCCAGCGUGAAUGACUGCCUCUCCUCCCCAGAGUUCCUGGACCACAUCCGGAAGGUGAUGGUCGUGAUUGAUGCUGCAGUGACCAAUGUGGAGGAUCUGUCCUCACUGGAGGAGUACCUUGCCGGCCUGGGCAAGAAGCACCGGUUGGUGGGUGUGAAGCUCAGCUCAUUCUCGACGGUGGGUGAGUCCCUGCUCUACAUGCUGGAGAAGUGCCUGGGUCCCGCCUUCACGCCAGCCACGAAGGCCGCCUGGAGUCAGCUCUACGGGGCUGUGGUGCAGGCCAUGAGUCGAGGCUGGGACGGCGAGUAA